UUCUAACCUGCCUUAAUCUAACCUAAAAUCUAAACAGGUACUAUGUUCCUGCUAAUGUCAGAUGGUUGAGUAUAAAAAACGUUGGGAUCCCUGAUUAGGAAAGCCGAGGUCCAUGGACCCAACCAGAUUACAAUAUCAUUCAAUCUCACCAUUUCUUCCACAAUAUACAUCCAUCCCAUCACCGCGACCAUAAAAUAUUACCAGCAAGAUGCCUCCAAAACUACGAUCAAAACGCCCCGGUCGGCCGCGUCUAGACACAGCCAACGACGCCUCCUUGACUCAUGAUCGCCGCGACCAGCUCCGUCGCGCCCAAAAGGCCUACCGCCUGAAGAAAGAAGCCAUCUUCCAGAAUGCGACUUCGCGAGCCGAGAAACUGGAAGCGAGCAUGCGCGAGGCCUCCGAUGAGGUAAUUGGACUGGAUAAUGCCGCUGCUGAAGCGCAGCUGCAUCUCUCCCAUCCAGAUAUCUAUGCACGCCUGCAGCGGCUUCGUGGGAUUUUAACCAGCGACUCGAACUCGAUGCCGUCUGAAUCUCCAAAAGAGCCUGCUGCGCAUCAAAUCCCAAGUCCAGAUCAAAUCCCCAAUCUAGAGUAUCCUAUCCCCAUGGCCAUGCCAGCCAGGGAAUAUACGUAUUCCUUCCAGGAAACACGCUUCUCGCGGCGUCUGCAGCGGUACUGCCUCGAGCACGCAUACCGGCUCUUCACUGGCUCCGAACCUGGUUCUGAGCGCGACAUCUACCGCGUCUUCCGCCUGGUGCCUUGCAUUCGGGACCGCGAGAAGACACAGCCGCGGUUCCUGGAGCUGUUGAAUGGCGGGCUGCAUGAUCCGCUCGAGGUCUCGGGUCUUCCGUUCUAUACCAUCGGCGGUGCGGGGAUGCAUUACCCCGAUAUUGAUGGGUUAGGGAGGGUGGUGUAUCCUGGGAAUAGGCGCGUGCCUGGGCGGAUUUUAGGGAUUCUGCCCACGGCUGAUCAGAGUCGGGGCUCCAAGGAGCUGUUGGAGGUUUGUGGGUUUGGGGGGGUGUGGUUUGAUAGUCGGGAUGUGGAGGGGUAUCUUAAGCAGAAUGGGGUUGAUGUGCAGGGAGGGCUGUUUCCGGUGGUGAAUACGCGUGGCAGGACUGGGUAUGUGCUGGAUGUUGAAGGGUUCUUUUCGAACCAAAUCGCCGUUAAACCGGUUGAAGACCACUUCGUCUCCGUCCUCCCUCCCACCCGCAUGGGCGAUCUCGCAGACUGGGCAUACGGCGGUAACAUCCUCGCCGUCGCCGUGAGCGCCGCCUACGCAACCACCACCCCCGGACAUCAUCUGUAUUCCAUCUGCGGACACUUUGUGCGUCCUGCCAGCCCUUCAUCCAAUCUUAUCUGUCGAGUCGAGCGCAUCCGCGACACUCGGACAUUUCAAACUCGACAUCUCCGCUUGUAUCAGGGCGAACACCUGUGUCUUAUCGCAACAGCGGACUUUCACAUCGAGGAGUCUGCUGAAUUGGUGCGUUACUCCGCUCAUCCGCACAAACCGACAUCUGUGGGCGAAUCCAAUUCAAAAACAGAAACGUCCGAACCGGGUCUAUACAGGAAUAUCGACCCGUUCAUGGACGUGCGUUCCCUUCCUACCUCGAGUAAAAGCAACCACAAUAUCCCAGAUAUAGUAUCCACCGAGCAAUUCCGUAUAAACGGGGCCCUUCCCACAGAGGCAGACCAAGUCGCCGCUCUCGCAUUCUACAUGGAUCGCGGGCUCGCGUAUAUCCCAGCGAACCACGCCGGCCGGAGCCUAUUCGACGCGAGCGCCUGUGCAACGCUGGAUUUUGCGCUGAGGGUCGCAACGCAUCGGUUUGAUUUGGGUGAGUGGCAUACUUCGGAGAAGCGGACUUGUCGCGCUGGGAAUGCGAGGGCGCUCAGUGAGGGGGGUGUCUUUGGGGGUGGGAGGUUGUUGGCGAGUAUGACGCAGGAGACGAUUUUGAGGCCGAAGAGGGAGGGACCGAGGAUUUGA
This is a messenger RNA of Aspergillus versicolor CBS 583.65, 1978 nucleotides long. RefSeq lists its product as uncharacterized. The transcript has 2 exons. The record is from RefSeq and is a predicted model, not a curated record. NCBI's taxonomy places the organism in Eukaryota, Fungi, Ascomycota, Eurotiomycetes, Eurotiales, Aspergillaceae. The coding region runs from base 209 to 1978 and encodes 589 amino acids.